GUGUGGUUGAUGUUGAAGCUAGAAGAUGGCCGUUACUUCCACUUUCCCGGGUUUCCUGAUACAACUGUGUAUAACACCGAUGGACAAACAUUCACUGCGGGAGGAUUGAAGUUCGAGGUUUUAGAACCGCUGGCCAGGUGUAGGCUCACAUUCAACGGUCGUCUGAGACAGGGACAGAGAAACGAGUGGGACGCGGACGAUGAAGGAAAACUAGUCCAUGUAGAGUUUGCUUUCGUGUGGACGGCUCUGACGGAACGGGUUUCCUUGAAUUACGACAACGAUCCAUCCGUGGUUUCCGAUGCUAUUGCUAGAGAACAGUGGAAUACCUCCUUCUUCAAUCGUUUACGCAAAUCUAGUGAGGAACAUCAGAGGUAUGAGGUCUGUGGUCAGCUGUUUGGUAAACUGACUGUCGCAAUAGAACCAGAGAGGACAUUGCUGCUAAGAGGCGUCAGACAACACUCCUGGGGCAUUUGCGACUGGACAACCUACAACAGAUACAUGUCACACUGUGGAUAUCUGGAGGAUGGAACUUUUUUCUCGUUUUCGGCAACAAGUAUUGCUUCGUUUCUCUCUCAUAUCGUCUGCGGAUAUGUGAUUUUGCCCUGCGGACAGACACGUACACUGAAAUCAACUGACCUGCACUUAUCUCUACAUGGGGAGAUUACACCGCCUUCGGACAAGUUAUGCUUUAAUGCAAUUGCUGGUCACCUCCAGUGUGCUUUUUGGGUUGAGAAGAAACAGGAGCAGAUUGUCUACUCAAGAAAAAGGUGGAGUGUUAAGAUCCACAAACAAUUCACUGACGUAACGAUGAAUGGAGUCCGUGGCUGGGGCUUCACCGAGUAUAUGUACAGGCACAAUGGACUCUGUCCAGUACCGCUUCAAAAGUCAGUCCCGUUGCUAAAAGAACCAGCGUACGACAUAAAUCGACCUUGUGACCUGACACUGGAGUUCACUAAACCUGCCUGCGCUUCAUCUCAGCUGGUUGGUGGUAAGGGAACGCAGUUGGCUCUUCUGACUCAGCUAGAUGGCAAGUUCAUAGUUCCGAGGGGCUUCUGCCUGACGGUAGCCGCAUACAGGCACCAUCUGAAAGAUAACAAACAUCUACGUGACGCAGUUGAAGAACUGGAAAAUGUUGCAUAUAAACGAAAAGAAGGUGAUAUUCACGAGAUGUCCAAGACCAUUGUUGAAAGCUUUAACAACACUAAGCUGACUCCGGGGUUGGAACGGGCAGUGUUGAAACAACUGUCAGAGCUGUUUGGCGAUGAAUGGAGCGAGAAGACGUUUGCUGUACGAUCAUCUGCUGUUGGGGAAGAUGGCGGGGAAGCAUCAUUCGCUGGACAGAUGGAGACCUUCCUUGGUGUCAUUGGCAUUAAAGAGAUUUGCAAUGCCAUUGUAAAAUGUUGGGCAUCAUCAUUCACACAGCAGGCUGUUGCGUAUAAGAGGUAUAACCUAAAGCGUGUCAGCUUCCGUGCCUUGUUGGUACAAUGA
Messenger RNA from Priapulus caudatus, 1488 nucleotides. RefSeq lists its product as uncharacterized. Gene Ontology annotation, biological process: phosphorylation. The annotation marks the transcript as partial. NCBI's taxonomy places the organism in Eukaryota, Metazoa, Priapulida, Priapulimorpha, Priapulimorphida, Priapulidae. The record is from RefSeq and is a predicted model, not a curated record. The transcript is spliced from 14 exons. Gene Ontology annotation, molecular function: kinase activity; ATP binding.